AUGUUCUCUUUUCUACCACGAAAUAUUUGCAGUUAGAGGACAGAUCGAGGACGAAGUUCCGUUAACGCGUUUUCUCAGAGUAAUGUUAACAGAAAAAUGUGGAUUGCCAGGCAUCUUGUGUCUACAGUUGUUAAAAAUGGGCAUCAUGGCUUAUUCCACCGGUUCUUGGGCUCUCUGCCAGAACUGGAGCACAGAUACCUCCACUGCACGUGCUGCUGGAGGAGUCGAAUCUCAACGGCAGAUUUUGAUCUGUUGACUUCUACACUGUCCUCUAAGUUGUGUGAAGAUGAAGGUAAGCCUCUGGACUGUCGUUACACUACAGAACAGCGAGCUGUCAUUUUGCAACGUCUAAACACGGCCACGGAGAAUGAGCUGGCAGAGGUCAAGCUCCUGAGAGGACGAAAAUCGGUCAACAUAGUGGAAUACAGGACAAGAAAUGGACCGUUUAAAGAUCUGGAAAGCAUAAUAAAUGUACCACUAUUUAAACACAAGACAGCGAUGAUCGUUUUCAACUCCAUCCUCAAUCCACCCGAAAAAAAGGAGAGGCGGAAAACCAAAAUUCAACUUGUUAAAUUCAUCAAGCCGGAGGUUGAUCGGAAGUUACUUGAGGAGGCCAGCUGCAUUGUGUCCAUUGUAUGUGGCACGGAUAAGAUAGCGUGGGCGCAUGUAGAUCGCGGUCUCAAUGUUCUAGACUGGCAGCAGGAGAGCUGUCACAACUUCAUGAAAGGGACUUACAUGGCUUCUGCAUACUUGGAUGAUAUUUCGUCGGUGGUGUCUCGAAUGCCGAAAGCCGAUUUAUUUGUGGUGGAGAAGUGCGGGAUCACCGUGCAGAACACGUCCCUGUACCCCGUGAUGGCGCACCUCCGGACGGUGGAGGCCAUGCUCUUCGCCUUGCUGGGACAGCGGAGCGAGCCGGACGCUCCGCCCAAGGUGCUCAACAUGGUGCGCACAGCGGUGGGCCGGCACUUCGGGCUGAUGGUGGGCGAGGCGCGGACCAGUGGAGUGCAAAUGGUGCGUCAGAUGAUGACGGACUCUGUGACGCAGAAGAGCCCGCGCGUCUCAUUUCCGCAUUCCCUAGUGGUGCGCUACAGGCACGCAUUCCAGCUAGGGGUCCGGAAAAGCGGGGAUGAACUAUGCGAUGCCUUGUUGCAGGCGGUAGCUUUCUACGAGAAACUCAAUGAGUGAGACAGGACAACCCCCCCUCCCUCCCUCAUUUCCUGGGCAACAUAGCUCAGGAGGUAAGACCGAUUGUCUGGCAGUCGG
Messenger RNA from Anguilla anguilla (European eel), 1263 nucleotides. RefSeq names its product transcription elongation factor, mitochondrial (gene tefm). Gene Ontology annotation, molecular function: nucleic acid binding; DNA polymerase processivity factor activity. The record is from RefSeq and is a predicted model, not a curated record. The transcript has 4 exons. Lineage: Eukaryota; Metazoa; Chordata; Actinopteri; Anguilliformes; Anguillidae. Gene Ontology annotation, biological process: mitochondrial transcription; transcription elongation by mitochondrial RNA polymerase. Gene Ontology annotation, cellular component: mitochondrial nucleoid. The coding region runs from base 97 to 1185 and encodes 362 amino acids.